AUCAAGGCUGUGUGUUGUCCUGACGGGAAUUCCGUUGUCUCCUCUUCUCGAGAUAAAACCGCACGCCUGUGGUCUAGAGCAGGCGAAAAAGCUUUUACCGAGAACAAAAUUUUUCUAGGGCAUGAUAAUUUUGUAAAUUCUGUUGCGUACUUGCCUCCUACAGCAGACCACCCUGCAGGUCUUGUAAUUAGUGGUAGCAGUGAUAAAACCAUUAACGUGUUUGAUAUCCAAAAUCCACAAGAACCUGCAUACUCAUUAAUCGGUCAUUCAGACAACGUUUGUGCUUUGGAUGUUACCCCUUCAGGUUUCAUUGUAUCUGGUUCUUGGGAUAAAACAGCUAAAAUAUGGAAAAAUUGGCAGGAAUCAUACACUUUAGAAGGACAUUCGCAAGCCGUUUGGGCUGUAUUGACUGUAGAUGACGAGCGUAUAUUAACUGGGUCUGCCGAUAAAUCGAUUAUAAAAUGGCAAAAUGGUAAACGUAUACAAACAUUGAACGGGCAUACUGAUUGUGUUAGAGCAUUAGCUUUGUUACCAAACAUGAGUUUC
Molecule: messenger RNA, 546 nt
Organism: Racocetra persica
Lineage: Eukaryota; Fungi; Glomeromycota; Glomeromycetes; Diversisporales; Gigasporaceae
Source: the annotation of a GenBank genome assembly